CUGAGGGUUUUAGACCCAAUGCGGCUGCCGUACGGCAGCGUUGCAAGAUGGCGGCCGCCGCGUUCGCUGGUGCGGUGAGAGCAGCCUCCGGAAUUUUACGGCCCCUGAACAUUUUGGCAUCUUCAGCCUAUCGAAACUGCACCAAGAAUGUCUGUCUUAAUUCUGUACUGUUCUCCCGACAUUUCAGUCAUAUUCAGACACCAGUUGUGUCCUCUGCUCCCAGACUGAUCACAUCUGUCAGAAGCCUGACAUGUGGGCAGACUGCCACAGUCCUCAACAGAAUGGCCCUCUUGCUCCCAAACGUCCUGAAGCCACCAGUCAGAACUGUAACAUACUGCAGUUCGAGAAAAGGCAAGAGGAAGACUGUGAAAGCUGUCAUCUAUAGGUUUCUUCGACUUCAUAGUGGCCUGUGGCUAAGGAGGAAGGCUGGUUAUAAGAAAAAAUUAUGGAAAAAGACGGUUGCAAGAAAAAGACGCUUAAGGGAAUUUGUCUUCUGCAAUAAGACCCAGAGUAAGCUCUUAGAUAAAAUGACGACGUCUUUCUGGAAGAGGCGAAACUGGUAUGCUGAUGAUCCUUAUCAGAUGUAUCACGAUCGAACAAACUUGAAAGUAUAGAUCAGAAGAUCCAUGAUUUCUGUUAUCUGUGUAUCUGUGUGUGUAUGGUGUCUUUGCAAAGAUGAAGUGGUAUAAGACAUGAUGUAAAUUGUACCAACUGAUACUUGGAACAUGGGGUACCAACAUUAAACUUAACAAUGUUUUAAAACUUAA
Capra hircus (goat) is the source of this 767-nucleotide messenger RNA. RefSeq names its product mitochondrial ribosomal protein L35 (gene MRPL35). Gene Ontology annotation, biological process: translation. The transcript has 4 exons. Gene Ontology annotation, molecular function: structural constituent of ribosome. The record is from RefSeq and is a predicted model, not a curated record. The coding region runs from base 48 to 614 and encodes 188 amino acids. Gene Ontology annotation, cellular component: mitochondrion; ribosome. Lineage: Eukaryota; Metazoa; Chordata; Mammalia; Artiodactyla; Bovidae.